GACACGCAGCCAUUCAGCAAACACCUCCCUUGUCUGGAUUGGUGGUGCCCGCGCGCCAACAAUCGAGGAGAAACGAACAAAAUCACCUGCCACCUUGGGAAAACUCACUAUUUCGAAUUUGGUCUUUGGCCGGUUAGCAAGCAAGUGUUCAUUCAUCUUACCUAGUAGUAGGUACCUUAGCAGAGGAAAUCUAUUACCCUAAUUCGAUCAUCGGUUGGUGUAGUUUGGAAAAAAAAGAGUAAAAUGUCUUCACUAGUGCUGUAUCAUUUUCCCAUUUCGCCGCCCUCCCGCGCCGCCCUGCUCGUGAUCCGCAACCUUGAGCUGGAUGCUGAGGUCAAAAUCCUCAACCUGUUUGCCGGCGAGCACAUGCAGGAGGAGUUUCUGAAAAUCAACCCACAACACACGGUUCCCACGCUGGUAGAUGAUGACUACGUCCUCUGGGAAUCCAAGGCCAUUGCCACGUACUUGGUGGACCAAUUCAAGCCGGACAGCCCGCUGUACCCAUCGGACCCCCGCAAGAGAGGUAUUGUGAACCAGAGGCUGUACUUCGAUGCCACGGUCCUGUUUGCACGUGCCUACGCUGCCGUUAUGCCCGUCAUGCGACAGGGUGCCACCAACAUUCCUCAGGAGAGGAAGGAUAGCAUUCUCGAAGCGCUGGGAACGCUCAAUACCUACCUCGAGGGACAGGAUUGGGCCGCGGGAGACGACUGCACCGUAGCGGAUUUGUGCCUCUUGGCCACCGUUUCUACUAUGGAGAAAAUCGGAGUCGAUUUUAGCGAGCUGGCCAACGUGAAAGCCUGGUACGAACGCUGCCAGUCGCUGCCCGGAUACGAGGAGAACGAAGAGGGUGCAACGGCCUUCGGCAACGCCAUUAAGUCUAAGCUAGAGGAACCCUUCUAAGAAUCUUUAGUGGUUCGGCGUUAGUCAGAUAAACCGAUAAGCAUAAAUAUAUGUAGAGUAGUAGCACGGGCACUGCUUUUUUAAUAAGUGUAUAGGAUAUAUGUAGGUAACUAACUUAACAGAUUUGAUCUGUCUAAAAUGUUGUUUUAUUGUCAAGCAAAGCGACUACAAUAUAGUAAGUAACAAAUUCGUUGAAGAAAAGUGUUCAAUAUACAUGCACAUUGGCACAAAAAG
Messenger RNA from Uranotaenia lowii, 1134 nucleotides. RefSeq names its product glutathione S-transferase D7-like. Lineage: Eukaryota; Metazoa; Arthropoda; Insecta; Diptera; Culicidae. The record is from RefSeq and is a predicted model, not a curated record. The transcript has 3 exons. Bases 244 to 900 code for a protein of 218 amino acids. Gene Ontology annotation, molecular function: glutathione transferase activity. Gene Ontology annotation, biological process: glutathione metabolic process.